Cephus cinctus (wheat stem sawfly) is the source of this 1479-nucleotide messenger RNA. Its product is annotated as histone H3. The record is from RefSeq and is a predicted model, not a curated record. Gene Ontology annotation, molecular function: protein heterodimerization activity; DNA binding; structural constituent of chromatin. The transcript has a single exon. Lineage: Eukaryota; Metazoa; Arthropoda; Insecta; Hymenoptera; Cephidae. Gene Ontology annotation, cellular component: nucleosome. Bases 47 to 457 code for a protein of 136 amino acids.
UGUAAAGUUUUAUCGACGCUCACAGUGAAAGACAUAUUAGCUGAACAUGGCUCGUACGAAACAGACUGCUCGCAAGUCAACUGGAGGAAAGGCUCCUCGGAAGCAAUUGGCUACGAAAGCUGCACGUAAAAGUGCACCAGCUACCGGAGGAGUUAAGAAGCCUCAUCGCUACAGACCAGGAACCGUCGCUCUGCGUGAGAUUCGUCGCUAUCAGAAGAGCACGGAGCUGCUCAUUCGCAAACUGCCCUUCCAGCGAUUGGUUCGCGAGAUCGCUCAGGACUUCAAGACGGACCUUCGCUUCCAGAGUUCAGCCGUGAUGGCACUUCAAGAAGCUAGCGAGGCUUAUCUCGUCGGCCUCUUCGAAGACACCAACUUGUGUGCCAUCCACGCCAAGCGUGUCACCAUCAUGCCAAAGGACAUCCAGUUGGCUCGGCGUAUUCGUGGAGAACGUGCCUAAAUACCGAAGGCUUAUAAAAUAAAACCGGUCCUUUUCAGGACCAACAUUUUCUUAUUUCGAGGAAUAUGCACAUACGUUUAUACUCUAAAAGAAGUUUCUAAAUUCAAUCCAAGUAUGCCCACUUACAUACACUUUAGUCGGCAUACACCUUAUUUAAUAUUUUCUUUCUGUAGUAAGCAAUGUUUUUACAGUAUUAACAUUUCUGAGAGCUGAUUGAUUCCACGCAAAUCAAUAUUUUAGAGCGACUAACCUGCACUCCAAAAUGCACAAUUUGAAUACUUUCCCUAGUUUUGAUAACUGUGGCAAGAGAACUUAUUUAAUAGUAGAAACGUUUAUUUUCUUUAAUUUAGGGAUUUUAAGGUUUAUUCACUGAUAAGUGAUUGUCAUGUUCUUUUUCUACUUUAGUAACGGUUUUACGUUGAGAAACUAAACAUUCUUAGUUCUGGAGCCUAUGGUGGUCAAUCAUAUUCUUUGACGUAAUAUUCUUCACUGCAUGCGUUACCCUUAACUGGUCUUUUUCUAAUCGUAAUGUUUUUCUCGAAGUCUGAACUAGGGAUAUCGAUUCUUCCUGAAAAAAAUCGAUUCGAAUCAAAUGUAACAGCAUCGAUUGACAAUUAAAUUGGGCACUAAGAGGUCGAUUUCCCAUUAAUCGAUUCUGUAGUCGAUUUUAGAGUACAUAAUUAUAGCAUAAUUGAAAUGGAAAAAUAAGAAACAUUAUUUCCAGCUUCCCUUUUUUCUUCAAAGUUAAAAAAAACAGACAACACAAUCUUUGAUCUCUGUUAUUAUUACCGUUAGAAUGGUUAAUAAUGCCACCUGAAUAACAUAAGGAUGCGUUACAAAAUAGCAUACAUACAUCUUAAGGCAUAUUCCGUAUUUGAACCCCGGUUGCACUUAUUAAAUUUCAGCCAAUGACAUCGAUUAAUUUUUAUCAUCAGUCGAAAUGAAUCGAUGCAAUUAGCUAUAAUCUAAUAACUGCAACUGUAGUUCAAUUACGGAAUAUAUCGUUAAUAAACAUCUUUUCA